CAAUAAAAUCUUAUUUCUCCAAUGUUUAUGCUGUGGAACGAAUUCUUCAUCUCAAAACUCUGUUGAUUCCGAAAUCAUGUAACAAUAGAUAUUAUAGUAAUUUGUUACUCUAAUAGGCAAAGACAAAAUGUUUAAAUCCAAGGGUACCAUGGGUGUAUACAAUUUUAUUUUGUUUUUCUUACCCUGUUUCUCAUGAUUACUUUAUCUAUUUGCAGCGGUUCGGGAACACACCUGUGCUCAACUUUGCUCCUGGCCUCGGUGGCAGCAAUGUUCCUGUAUGUAUACACCAUACAUGAUACGUUUCACACACGGUCAGGAGAGAGCAGUUUCAGCCAACCGACAGCGAGCAGAGAUCAGGAUCUUCCGCAAUCAUCUUUCGAAACAGUCCCCUUGACGGCCUCGAUACAAAAGCCACUAACUGGAAGUGCAAAGAGACCUUCAUCCGCUAACAACCCAAUUUUUUUCAAGGACUUGAAAUACAGUACAGAAAAGGAAAAGCAGCAUGUAGUAUUUGUCAAAGUCCAUAAGGCGGCAAGCACCACUAUGCAAAGCAUUUUUUUACGUUACGCAAUUGAACAUGAUCUAAAUGUGCUGCUUUCAAAAUCUGGCUUACACAUCAAUGAGCGUAGUAAUCAUAUACCUCUUAAUGAUCUAUACCCCGUCCCAGCUGGGUCGAGGUAUGAUAUAUUGUGUAACCAUUUAAUUUUUGAUUACAAGAAAAUCUCACCACUCUUUCCAGAGGAUACCUUUUACCUUGGAAUAGUGCGAGAACCAUUCAGUCAAUUUUUAUCUGCAUUUGUUUACUACAGCCAGGUUUGGAAGAGCCAAAUUCUUAUAAAGGCCAUUAAGGCUGCUCCUGAUAAUCCUAUCGAAGAAUUUUUAAACCACAGUAUGUCAUACGUUGGAAACGAGAAACCCAACACUGUGUUCAUCAAUAAUCGAAUGAGUGUAGAUUUUGGAUUUCCGCUUGAGAAUUUCGAAGCAUCCAAACGGAACCACUCACAGAUUGCAUCUUUUCUUAAAAAAAUAGACACCACUUUUGAUGUUGUCCUUAUUGCAGAAAUGUUCGAUGAAUCUCUUGUGUUGCUCCGUCGUAUGCUCGGGUGGACAACGAAAGAUAUUAUUUAUUUGGAUAAGAAUGUUUUCUCAGCAAAACACGAGAUACCCUCCUGGAUUCGAAGACAUGACUAUCCUCCUCAUGUGAAACAUUUGUUUAGAAACUGGGCUGCCAUUGACAUCUCUUUCUACAAUUACUUUCUAAAUAAGUUCAAAGACAGGAUCAGUUUUCAGCCGAAAGAUUUCUAUUCAGAAGUAAAAGCUUUCAAAACAUUAAAGCCCAGAAUAGCAUCAUAUUGCUCCGCUGUGAACUCAACGGGCUAUCUUCACUUUCAGGCUACUGAAUAUACCAGCGAAUUCGUCUUGACGCAAAAUGACUGUGCUCUUAUGAAUGCUAAUGAAUAUCUUCUGACCAGCAAAGCCCAAAAUGUGCAGAAACACAGAUUUUUCAAGAUGGGGAAACCUCCACAGAAAUUUAACGAGUCUUGAAUCCAACGUCUGGACGGCGCGUUUUGGAUAAGAAUCCUC
Messenger RNA from Aplysia californica (California sea hare), 1584 nucleotides. Its product is annotated as galactose-3-O-sulfotransferase 3. Gene Ontology annotation, cellular component: membrane. Gene Ontology annotation, biological process: glycolipid biosynthetic process. The record is from RefSeq and is a predicted model, not a curated record. Bases 193 to 1545 code for a protein of 450 amino acids. The transcript has a single exon. NCBI's taxonomy places the organism in Eukaryota, Metazoa, Mollusca, Gastropoda, Aplysiida, Aplysiidae. Gene Ontology annotation, molecular function: galactosylceramide sulfotransferase activity.